This is a messenger RNA of Jaculus jaculus (lesser Egyptian jerboa), 5008 nucleotides long. RefSeq names its product PDZ and LIM domain 5 (gene Pdlim5). The coding region runs from base 147 to 2021 and encodes 624 amino acids. Gene Ontology annotation, cellular component: Z disc; stress fiber; filamentous actin. Gene Ontology annotation, biological process: actin cytoskeleton organization; muscle structure development; heart development. Lineage: Eukaryota; Metazoa; Chordata; Mammalia; Rodentia; Dipodidae. The transcript is spliced from 17 exons. The record is from RefSeq and is a predicted model, not a curated record. Gene Ontology annotation, molecular function: muscle alpha-actinin binding; actin binding.
GCGGGAGCGCGCGGAGGCGGAAGUUCCCCGCAGGCCCUGGCGACGGCGCCGGCACCCGGAGUCACUUGUCAGCACUGGUCCCAGGCGCGCGGGUGCGGAGCGAGUUUCUUUCAUUUUCUGGCAUUGGAUUUUGAACCAUUAGAACCAUGAGCAACUACAGCGUAUCCUUGGUUGGCCCAGCUCCUUGGGGAUUCAGGCUGCAAGGUGGCAAAGAUUUCAACAUGCCUCUGACAAUCUCUAGUCUUAAAGAUGGCGGCAAGGCAUCCCAGGCACACGUAAAAAUAGGUGACGUGGUCCUCACAAUUGAUGGAAUUAGUGCACAUGGAAUGACUCAUCUGGAAGCCCAGAACAAGAUUAAGGGUUGUACAGGCUCUUUGAAUAUGACUCUGCAAAGAGCAUCUGCUGCACCCAAGUCUGAGCCAGUUCCCGUUCAGAAGCCCACAGUCACCAGCGUGUGUUCCGAGACUACUCAGGAGCUAGCAGAGAGACAGAGAAGAGGAUCCCAGGGUGACAGUAAACAGCAAAAUGGGAAAAUCCCACCUAAACGCCCACCAAGAAAACACAUUGUGGAGCGCAACACAGAGUUUUAUCACAUACCCACUCACAGUGAUGCUAGCAAGAAGAGACUGAUUGAGGAUACUGAGGACUGGCGCCCACGCACUGGAACAACUCAGUCCCGUUCUUUCCGAAUCCUCGCCCAAAUCACUGGGACUGAGCAUCUGAAAGAAUCUGAAAAUGACAAUACGAAGAAGGCAAAGUGUGACAGUUCUGUGGAAGACCCGCUUAAGCAUGGACCUCACCCACCCACCACUCCCUGGGUGUUAAAUAUUGCUAGUCAAGUAGCCACCCUCUCUAAAGUAGCAGCUGCGUGUUCUAGUGUAAGCAGCUCCACAAGAAAUGUGAAAGGUUCUUUGGAAACUUUUCGAAACUUUUAUGCCUUCUCUUCUCCUGCUAGAUACAAUGCUGCAGUUGUGAGCAAUGCGGCUGCUACUGUGAAUGCCAUCCUUGCUGCAAAGACCAGGCUUUCCAGUCCUCAAACCUGCCACUCCCUCCUGGAUGUACUUUGUAUCAGUCCUGUUUCCAAGCCUCUAGCUUUUUCCUGUCUCCAGUCCUCCAGCAAGACAACUGGCUCCAUUGAUGUUAGAAAAAACAGUAGCACUCAGGAGCCUACUCAGCAGCUUGCCUCAGGAGCUUCACCCCGGAGCGGCCCCGAGAGCGUGGAAAGCCCAGGCUCGGGUAGACCAGGUGCGGCUGGCCUGAGAACUGCUGCUGCUUUCAAACCUGUAGGAUCCGCCAGUGCUGUCAAGUCAUCAAGCUGGCAACGGCCAGACCAAGCAGCACCUUCUGUUGGAAGAAUCUCGAACAAUGUGACUUCCUCAAUAGCAGAGGCACCAGCAAAUUCAGUUGUGGGGACACCCCAGCCAGGUGACCAGGACACACUAGUGCAGAGAGCUGAGCACAUUCCAGCAGGGAAGCGAACACCCAUGUGUGCCCACUGCAACCAGGUCAUCAGGGGACCAUUCCUAGUGGCACUGGGGAAAUCUUGGCACCCAGAGGAAUUUAACUGCGCUCACUGCAAAAAUACGAUGGCCUAUAUUGGAUUUGUAGAGGAGAAGGGAGCACUGUACUGUGAGCUGUGCUAUGAGAAAUUCUUUGCUCCUGAAUGUGGUCGGUGCCAGAGGAAGAUCCUCGGAGAAGUCAUCAAUGCUUUGAAACAAACCUGGCAUGUGUCCUGUUUUGUUUGUGUGGCCUGUGGAAAACCCAUUCGUAAUAAUGUUUUCCACUUGGAGGAUGGUGAACCUUAUUGUGAGACGGAUUAUUAUGCCCUUUUUGGUACAAUAUGUCGUGGAUGUGAAUUUCCAAUUGAAGCUGGUGACAUGUUCCUGGAAGCUCUGGGCUAUACCUGGCAUGACACUUGUUUUGUGUGCUCAGUAUGUUGUGAAAGUUUGGAAGGUCAGACAUUUUUCUCCAAGAAGGACAAGCCACUUUGCAAGAAACAUGCUCAUUCUGUGAAUUUUUGAAAACCAAUGUGCAGCUGGAGAGAUGGCUCAGCAUUAACCUCUCUGUGCUUGCCUGAAAACCAGUAGUUCAAGGAAAGAGAAAACAUUUGAAGAAAAGAAAAUUAAAAUUAUCAAUUAAAUUUUAGUUUUGAUAUUUAUAUGGAAUUUCAAAAAGAUAAUAGUGGCCCUGAAGUGAUAAUUUCCAACAUUAAAAACUAAGUCUAUGAAUAGGUUUGGCUUCAUAAAGUAGAGACAGUUUGGCAUUUAUUGUGACAUUUUCCUAUAUUUUCAGCUCAUAAAAUAACCUUUAUAAGAAUCAAUUUCCUGGUUAACUAUUAAAUUCAUCUUAGAAUAAAUUAGCAAAAAGUUAAAUUUUAGAAUAACAACUGCAGCUUCUGUGCAGAAAUAAUUAUACUUUCUUUUUUUUAAGUAGUUAUGACAGCAUCUGCAAGAGGCAAUAAAAAUGCCUUAAACUUACUAAUACAAGAAUCAUUGUUUAAUAAAACCUUUAUCUUUAAAAUAGUCAAUAGGAAUUUAAACAGAAUUUUAUCAGUAGCAGGUAUCAACUAAUUUUUUUUUUUUUUUUUUUGGCUAUUGUGUACAUUAUUGGUGGUGUGCUGGUCAUUUCAGUAGGAAAAGGCCUACAAAGUUUUUGACCAAAAUGCAUCAUGCCAAUAAGAGACAUUAUGUUCUCUUACCUCCUUCAAAGAGCUGCCAUAUAGGUUUUAAAUCUCAGAUGUUUGCUUCUUUUCAUCAUGUGUGUUCUUCUGCUAGCCUCCAGUGCUGCCCUUCCACUUCCCUAGUGCUAGAUAAAAUGCUGGUUCAGUUAUGUUGUGGCUCUAACUGUUUUCUCAACAAGUGUGAUACAAUGUAGUUAGGAAUUAGGUUAAAUGAAAGGAUUAUACCUAGGAAACAUUCAAAAAGAACUUCCUUCUCUUCAGAUAAUGAACUGAUUAGAUCAUGUUACACUGACUAAAGAUUUAAGAUUAUGAUAAAAAUCCAAGCUUGUGUUGUUAUUGUCUGUCUGUUGUUUUGUUUUUUUUUUUAAUCUGUCACUAGUAAAUGAACCACGUCCAAUUAUGAUCAGGGAGUCUGGAAGCUUUUAUUAUUCACAGGACUUUGUAAUAUAGGAGGGACUGUGAUCCAUUUCUCAGAGUGGCCUGUUGUUUUUUGACCAGAGUUAGGUAGGUACCACAUGGAGUCAGGAGGCCACUGUGAUAAAACCAAGGAUCCUGUUGAUAUGUGCCAGUGGAAAAACAUCAUGGCAUGUAGCAGUUUUUCCCUUUUUUUCUAUAAUGGAUGAAGGCCAUGAUCCUGUUAAGUUAUAAUUUCAGUCUAUUUGGGACAAGGUGCUUUCCAAGUCCAGAAUCCUUGAUUUCUUGCUGCCCUAACCCCCACUAGCAACCUCAUUUCCAUUAUGUUCAUAUCUGUUGGAGUGAAGGUUUUAGGCUAGUGUUUGCUUAAUGACCCUAAAACCUUCCAAGUCUAUCCUGAUAGCUGCUAAUCUAGCAGGUUUAUAUUAUAUGCCAAUAGAUGAUGGUUAACUGGGGAUCAACAAAUAGAAUGGGAGGGCUGACACAACAUGGCAAUCUGAAUGCUUCUCCAACAGCAGCACCCUAAGUCCUCACCCUGCAUUUAAAGGGAAGCAGGCAGUUCCAGGGCUGGAACUUAAUGAUGCAUUAGAUCUCAUUGCUGCUACAACUGCCUACAGAUGCCUUGCUGGUUCAUGUGUGUGGCUAUGUGGCUGAAUGCCAGUCUUUUGCUUCUACAGUACAAAGUAAGUUAGUGCUUUUGUUUUGAUGCCAUAGACUGAUUUGUUUUGCCUUAGAUUAUAUGCCAAGAUAGUAUUUGAUAACUUAAUAGCAUUUGUGAAUUUUCUUCUAAGAAUCUUAUUUGAAUUUGAUUUCUUUAAAGUUAUCUUUCUUUAAGGUUAUAAUUUUCAUUACACUUAUCAUUCUACAUAUUCAUGGAGCAUACUGCUGAAUUUCUAAGUUUUCAUUACUAAGAAGGUAGUAUUGCUUGCUAAUUUACCAUUUUGCCUUUGUGCUUUGCCCAUCUAUUGUGUGGCAAAGUUAUAUUUGUUCCUCAGUUCCACAGUUACUCCUGUGAGAUAAAUACUGGCCAUAAUGCAGAAGAAUCUGUUUUCCAGAGGGAUGGGAGUGUUGAAUUCACCACAUGAAUCUUUGAAUACCUGGCAGAGCACUUUAUUCUUCAGUGAGCUCCUUGAAUAUUUAUUUUUCUGGUUAUAAAUAUUCUGUGUCAGUAGCAUUUUUAUUAUUACUUGUUAUUACUUAUUACUUACUAGACCUUGACUGGUGGUCUUGCUGGAUGUAUAUUUUGGAAUGCUGUACUUGCUAAACCACAAAUGGAAAUCAUAGAAAACUCUUAAAAUUGUCCAUUUCCAAAAUUUUGCUGCAUUCUUAAUUACAUGUGCUGAAUGUUGCCCACUGAAGUAGAAACUUUGUCUGUUUAUAGCAAUAUACAUAUUUCAGACUGUUUAAGGUCACAUUGGGAAUUUAAAAUCAAAAUCUAGUUAUUUGGCCAUAGUAUUAAAACAAUCAUUUGUAGGUAUUGUAUUUUAAAUUAGCUACAACACAUUAUACUGUUUUCAUGGAGUCCUAGGUGGGUAGCACUCGGUAGAAAAUAGUUCCUCCUUUCCCCCUAUUCAGGUAUGAUUUGGGUGUUAUAUUACCAAUUUUUGACAUUUGCAGUUCCAUCAUCCCCAUUGAAGGAAAGAGAAAACGUAAUGGUUUUAUGUGGUAUUUACCUAGUUUCAGUUAGCCCCAUGCUCCCAAGUAUCUUAUGGUAUUGGAUUUAGAUUCUUAAUAUAUAAUUUGCCUUGUCUGUUAAUUGCUAUUUUCUUUGUCUUUAAGUUUUUAAGUGUGUAUAUAUCUGCUCUUUUGCCUUUGAAUAUAUUUUCUAGUUAAAAACCUCACUUGAGAAAUAAAAUCUGUAUAGUGAUAGCGUGCUGAGCACAUACUCAAUAAACAAAUGACUGCAGUGAUGUG